GCAUAAAUAUAUUGUCAUUACUAGCAUAACACUCAUUAUUUAAGUACUAAUCUUCAGUGCUAAUUAUAGGCGUCCGAGAGAUCUCCAUCCGUAGAGAGAACUAUGGAGCCAGAGACUAAUGUGGACCAUGACACAAAUGUUGAUGCUGAAAAUAGUGAUGAAAUAUGGCAUCAAUAUCAUGAUGCAGAACGAGCAAUCGACCAAUAUCAAAGGGGCAUUCAGCAGCAGCUGAGAAUAAUGCGUGGCCUUAUGCAUAAGUUAGGGACUCGCAGACAUAGUGGGGUAAAUUCAGAUGCGGGUGGUCACUCUAGCUAUGCACCAGCCAGCACUCCCACGGCCGAUGACCAUGCAUUUCCCGGUGAUGAGUACAUGGCUUCGCAUGCUGCAUACCAUGUGCUAGACACACCAGAUCGCGUUGUCGCCCCUGAGUAUGAGUUGCAGCCCAGUGUACCCAUUAAUGUAGUAAGCGAUGGUGAAGAACAACCAGAAGGUAAUGUUGUCCCCACAAAUAGAAAUGUCCGGAGACGUCGAGUGCGUCGCAUGGCUCCAAACCUGUUGUCCCCAUACAUAUCCCAACCACAAACGAAACAAUCUGCCAUCAAAAUCGACCUAAAACAAGGAGCUGCACUGGUAUUUGGAGACGAUUUGGAUGCAAGUGAGGAACUAGUGUCUAUGCAUGACACUAUCCUAACCAGAGGCAAUUUGGGCUGCUUCCAAGGGAAUGGGUGGAUAGGAAACGACGUCGUCGAUGCCUACUGUAGAUUGUUGCAGUAUCAACAUGAACCGAAGUCGAAACUUUUUCUAUCCCCCUACAUAGCUGAAAUGGUAAUCCACUCCCAGGCAAAAAACCUAGUUAGGGAGGCAGUUAUUGGACGCUUUGAACCACAUCUGUAUCAGAUUGAUAUUCCAUAUGUCAAUGUUAACGAGGUCUUCUUACCGGUCCUCAUAAAGAACCAUUGGACAUUGUAUGUAUAUGACCUAGAAAACAGGAGAAUCCAACUGCUAGAUUCUCGUCCUGGUAGAAAGAAGACAAUGUUGAGUGGAGUCCAACAAAAUCUGGCCAAGGUUGUCCUGUGGUUGGCUGCCCACAAAAAAGAGGUAUCACCUUAUGAUUUGAGGACAUUCAAUUUCAUAACACCUGAUGUACCCCUCCAAACUAAUGAGCACGAUUGCGGAGUUUUUGUAAUGAAAUUCAUGGAAUUGUGGUCAAUGGGGGGGUUCUCCAAAUCAAUCGAUGUGGGGAAAUUGAAACAUUACAGGUUGAAGAUCAUGGGGAGUAUGUUGUUCUCAGCACAAAAUGCACACCGAGACCGUGUCCGGAGAGAUUAAAGGGGAUUGUAAUUUGUGAUAAAAGUGUAUAAAAUUAGCACAUUUGUAUGUAAUUUAUGGUGGACAUAUGCGGAAAUGAACACUGGGAUUAUGGGAUUAGUCAGAAUUUGAUUGUUUUUUGACUUAAGUUGCUUGUCAAUGCAUUGUAAGUAAAUAGGGCGAAUUAAAGAUGAUUGUACAUUAUACAGGAAAAACCAACUCCUGACA
Messenger RNA from Vitis vinifera (wine grape), 1536 nucleotides. RefSeq lists its product as uncharacterized. Bases 103 to 1329 code for a protein of 408 amino acids. The record is from RefSeq and is a predicted model, not a curated record. Gene Ontology annotation, biological process: protein desumoylation. Gene Ontology annotation, cellular component: nucleus. The transcript has 10 exons. Gene Ontology annotation, molecular function: deSUMOylase activity. Lineage: Eukaryota; Viridiplantae; Streptophyta; Magnoliopsida; Vitales; Vitaceae.